Messenger RNA from Anolis carolinensis (green anole), 2150 nucleotides. RefSeq names its product divergent protein kinase domain 1A (gene dipk1a). The record is from RefSeq and is a predicted model, not a curated record. The transcript has 5 exons. Bases 355 to 1641 code for a protein of 428 amino acids. NCBI's taxonomy places the organism in Eukaryota, Metazoa, Chordata, Lepidosauria, Squamata, Anolidae.
AGGAGGAGGAGGAGGGGGCAGGGGAAGCGGUGCCGGGCCCUUUUGCUUCAUCCUCUCCAGGCUGCCUUCACUCCCCCUCCGAGUGGGGAGAGGAGAAGACAGGGCCUCCUUCCUUCCUUCCUUCUUCCUUCCUUCUUUCCCUCCCUCCCUCCCUCCCUGCUUGUGUGACAGUUGCCAAGGGAGGCGGAGCUGGCCGGAGGGAGCCGGAGCCCGCCUUGCAGCCCCUCUCUGCCCGCCCAGGCUCCGGCCCCGAGGCAGAGAGACAGACCCCUUGCCUUGCCUUGCCUUGCCCUCCCCGGCUUCUCCUUCCUCGGCUCCUGCUGCUGCAGCCCGCUGCGGGGAUGUGCCAUUGCCAUGGCCAGGAGGCUGUUCGCCGGGGCCUGGCUCAGGAAGCCCUACUACGGCCAGGGCCGCCUCUCUUAUAUGCGGAUGAAAUAUCUCUUCUUUUCUUGGCUUGGAGUAUUCAUUGGCAGCUGGAUUAUUUAUGUUCAGUAUUCCUCUUACACAGAACUUUGCAGAGGACAUGACUGCAAGAAAAUAAUAUGUGAUAAGUACAAGACUGGAGUUAUAGACGGAUCUGCAUGUAGUAGCCUUUGUACAAGACAAACACUGUAUUUUGGGAAAUGUUUGUCAACCAAACCCAACAAUCAGAUGUAUUUAGGAGCUUGGGGAAAUCUCCAAGGUGUUAUCAAAUGCCAGAUGGAAGAAAUUGCUCACAUUGAUCUCAGAACUGAGCUAGAACCUAGAAAGGAAACUAUUCUGUUUGAUAAACCAACAAGAGGAACUACUGUUCAGAAGUUCAAGGAGAUGGUCUAUGGCCUUUUUAAAGAAAAACUAGGUGAGCAAGGAAAUCUUCCUGAGUUGGUUAAUCUCAUCUUGUCUGUUGCUGAUGGGAACAAAGAUGGCCGAGUUUCUUUGCCAGAAGCGAAAUCAGCAUGGGCACUUCUUCAGCUGAAUGAGUUUCUGCUCAUGGUAAUUCUCCAGGAUAAAGAGCAUACUCCCAAACUGCUGGGAUUUUGUGGGGAUCUUUAUGUGAUGGAAAAAGUGGAAUAUACCUCUCUCUUUGGAAUAAGCCUUCCAUGGGUCAUAGAACUUUUUCUUCCCUCCGGCUUCAGAAGAAGCAUAGAUCAGUGGUUUACUCCGUCAUGGCCUCGAAAGGCAAAAAUAGCCAUAGGGCUUCUAGAAUUUGUGGAAGACAUUUUCCACGGACCAUAUGGGAACUUUCUUAUGUGUGAAACUAGUGCCAAAAACUUGGGUUACAAUGAUAAAUAUGACUUAAAAAUGGUGGAUAUGCGGAAAAUAGUGCCGGAAAUGAAUUUAAAAGAACUCAUUAAAGAUCGUCACUGUGAGUCUGAUCUGGAUUGUGUGUAUGGAUCAGACUGUAGAACUGUAUGUGACCAAAGUAAAAUGAAAUGUACGACAGACAUCAUUCAGCCAAACCUAGCCAAGGUGUGCCAGUUGCUUAAAGACUACUUGCUUCGUGGGGCUCCGCUGGAAAUACAUGAAGAGUUAGAAAAGCAACUGUACUCGUGCAUUGCUUUGAAAGUUUCAGCAAACCAGAUGGAAAUGGAGCAUUCCUUAAUACUUAACAACCUGAAAACUCUACUGUGGAAGAAAAUAUCUCAUACAAAUGAUUCUUAAGUUUCUUUGUCUCGCAAGGCGACACCAUUGCUGCUGUAGGAGUUGUCCACUUUGUGUGAAAAGUAGCUUUGAGAUCUAAAAUGUUCUUUAUUUAGCGUCCAUCUUUCAUCAGUCCUCCUUCAAACACUGCCGCCAGUGAUUUUUUUUCCAGUUGGAAAAUGAUAUAUGUUCUCUAAAUAUCUGCCUGGCAGAGACUACUGAAGCCAUAUGGCUAUAUAACACUCCCAUUUGGGGAAGAGUAGAGAUUCUGUGUGCUCCUCUUGCCCUUACUCAAGAUAUUUGGAGAAGGGCAUCUUGGAUCUUUGGGAACACAGUCAAUAUGAACUUAGUUUUCUGAGCCAAACUUGCACAUUUCACAGAAAGCACUUGGUACACUCCCAGGAGGUCUGUCCCACUUUGGAAGGCAAGUGAGAGAUCAACUUGGAGCGGCUCAUCCUUUGGAAGGGAAAAAAACCCACAUUCUUUGCACGUAGAAAAUCUAGUAGUUCAAAUAAAGAGUUAUAGAUCAA